Molecule: messenger RNA, 2271 nt
Organism: Strongylocentrotus purpuratus (purple sea urchin)
Lineage: Eukaryota; Metazoa; Echinodermata; Echinoidea; Camarodonta; Strongylocentrotidae
Product: probable E3 ubiquitin-protein ligase MID2
Exons: 2
Coding region: 799-2271 (490 amino acids)
Biological process (GO): positive regulation of DNA-templated transcription
Cellular component (GO): nucleoplasm; chromatin
Molecular function (GO): ubiquitin-protein transferase activity; zinc ion binding
Source: RefSeq, a predicted model, not a curated record
UCAAUGAGUGGAGGAUAACAACUCUCAAGGAGCUAGCCAUAUUUCAACAUUAAGUAUAAUGUUAUUGUUCUGCGUGAUUCUAGUAUUUGUAUCUCAACAUUAUCGUUCAUUUAAGAUUGGAAUAUCAGGGUACAUCAAAAGUAAAUACUAGUAGAUAAUGUUUAUUCAUCAGUUUUUUUACCCUGCGAGAUGUCGAAUGGAAAUAUAAACUUUUGUUGAAAAACUUGUCGUUUGAUCAAUCAAAACUUUAACAUUCAUGUGAUAAGGAACAAAACUUGAAAUCAAUAGCAAUUGAUAUGAAGAUGCAUCUAUCCCUUGGUGGGAAUUUGGAAGGACAUCCGGAAGUAGAGAACAUUCUGUUGUAUAACAAAUAACUGCGAAAAAUGAAACUGACAUUUGUAUGCAGUUCUUGAUUAUCCAUUGUUCAAUUCGAAGUAUUUAAACAAAUAAAGAACACACGCUGACGUCAACCUAUGAUGCCACGGAGAUCAGCACGUGGGAUUGAUUAUUUGUUUCGAUUCUAAACUCUCCCUCGCGAAUAUACGGAACAAUACAGAGCAUUUAUAUUUCUUGGGUAAAAUAACAAGUUCUUCAUAUCGUUCUCGAGUUUUGCAAAAGUUUAGUCGAGAGUAAAGCCAGUGACAGUCAGGAGCAAAACAGGUUGACGAGUGUACCGUGAUAGUUGGAAGCAGAAGAACGCGAGAAAAUGUUGACAGACUAGGUCGUUUGAUCAACUCUUUAUGUAAGCUUCUUGAUCUACGUUUAACCUGACCAGCAUCGCCAUCAAAGGCUGCAAAAAUGUCGACUUUGAGGAAAGUCACUGCAGAAAACCUGAACUGUCCUCUCUGCAUGGACACCUUUGAGGAAGCCACCCUUCUGAGCUGUGGGCACACCUUCUGCAGGAAGUGUUUGUGGAAGUACGACGAGUUUCACCCGGACCAUGCCGACAUGCUCUGCCCACUCUGCCGCGAGGCCACACCCUUGAACGAGAAACGAGUGGAAGGGUUGUCCUCUAACGUGACGCUCAACGGACUGGUCGGGGAUAUCAAUCGCAUUUCGAUGGGCCAACACCAUACCGACGAGUCAAAACCAAGGUGUAAUCUUUGCCUGCCGAUCAAGUCGGCGAGCGAUGACCAGGAUCAGGAGCAGCCCAUCGCUGUCUCAUUUUGUCACGAAUGCGAGGGUUAUCUGUGUGAGAGUUGCCUCUCAGGGCAUACACGAAUGGUGCACGUCUUUGGCAGCCAUCGCAUUAUCUCUGUCCAUGACGUUUUGAGCAAAAAGAGGCAAGAAGGCCACAUCUCCAAGACCUGCUCCGAGCACACGUCGGAGCAGAUGGACUUCUACUGUCAAGACUGCGAAGAGGUCGUCUGCCACAAGUGCACGGUGGUGAAGCACUGCGGGAGGGAUCACUCCAUCAAGGAUCUCGCGGAAUACGAGACGGAGACGAGACAGAAGAUCGACAUGUUAGUCAUGAGGAGCUCGGUCCGGAGGGCGAAAAUCGAGAAACACAUUGGCGACGUCAAGCAAGAGGAAAAGCACAUCCGGGUCAUGCUGACCAAGAUGGAGAACGAGAUCAACCGAGCUUACGACGAGAAGCUGAAGCAAUUAAAUGAAAACAAACGAGUUUUGAUGGAGGAAGUUGCUCGGGUAGAGGCGAUGUAUUAUAGGAAGCUCAUCGAUAUGACGAAAACGGCACGAACAUUGGCAAAGAAAAUAUCCGUGUCCAGCGAGAUGAUUUCCAAAGGUAAAAGAAAGUUCUUGUUCGGAGAGAGUCGCAUCACUCACAACAAUCUCUAUCAGGAGCUCGAUAUCGUCCUCGGUGAAGAAGUAGACAUGAUGGCGCCUAGUCGACUCCGAGACCUUACCGGAAAAACAUGUUUUGUUCCAUCAGCUAGCGACGUCAUUGACCUCGGGCAGAUCGGCGCUCAUAUCACAGGGUGGACUGUGGUCAAUGAAGUCGACUUACCUAGCGAAGACGCCAUGAACGGUCUCGCCGCCAUGUCAUACGAUAAAGUCGCGGUGUCUUAUUUCGACGGCGGUGUCGAUUCCUUUAAUAUCUAUUCCGGGGAGAGAAAGCUGUUGAUGGAGAGCGACGAUCGCGGAACCCACGACAUCGCUUUCUUGAGUGACGGCCGAUUUGUCGCCACUAACACUUGCCGAGACCUGAAGCUUUUCAACGCUGAUCAGACGCAAACCGACGUCCGUUUCGACACACCUUCCGAGUCAACAGGCCUGACGAUGCUCGAUGUCGAUGCUCAGGACCAUAUGUGA